GGUUUGUAACUUGACGCCUUGACGGUGCGGCGCAGUUUGCCAUGGUUUCACCCUCGGAAAGCCCAUUUAAAAAGGAAAGGGGGAUGAGUCCGAGGCUCCUGGUUCAGUAACCUCCUCUUCGAAGAGCCCUUUUUUCACCGGCUGUAGGUCAGCUCAUUCAGGAUUGGCAUAAAUGAAUGAAACGCAAGGGAAUAUCGUCAGACAAGCGCGCAGGGAAACUCUCUGUCAAACAAGACGGCCAGGAGGGAUCCAUGUCGGGCUUGACAGGCGAAUCAACAUGAUUUCCUCCCUCUGGAACUUCAUCUCGAGAUUGUCAAAUGCGUAAAACGGCUCCCCGGUGUUUUCUGUGCACCCCAACCUUCGCAAAAGGAAGUCACGCUGUGAUUAACGGAUCAGGUUUUUGACUGGCAGGACAAAUGAAUACAAAUGAAUUUAGGCACCCGAAAGAGAGACUGCAGAACCUCUCAUCUAGAUACAAAGAGAGCCCUAUUGCUCUGUACAGUUUUAUAUUGUACUUGUUACCUGGGAUUAACACAAGUACACUCCGAAGAUGUUGAUAUUCUCCAGAAGUUGGGACUCAAGGGAGAGAAGGCUUCACGCUCUGCACCAGCAGGGGUCAUUCCAUUCAGAUCGGGGAUUAUCCUCACCCAACGGGCACACAUUGAGUCACCGUUGGGCUCAAUCUUUCCUGGGGCCAUCUGGCCCAAGCUGGCACUGGUCCUGAGUGUGCGUUCACACCGUGUCAACAGUGCUUUCCUCUUCACUCUGCUUUCAGACAGCAAGAAGCUUCUUCUUGGUCUGCAGCUUGUGCCGGGCAGCCUCGUCCUACACACAGGACCAAACACCUCAGUGGCACUGCCCUACGAGCCCCAUGAUGGCCAGUGGCACCAGCUGGCCGUGGGGAUUAACGGGCAGAAAGUGACUCUAUAUGCCUCCUGCGGAGAGCAGAGUAUUCAGGCAAACUUUGGGUGGGGUAAUGAGGAGCUCCAAGGCUCUUUCCUGCUGGGGAGAACAAGCCAGCAGCAUGCCUCAUCAGCAUACUUUGAAGGUGCUAUUUGCCAGUUUGACCUGGUCCCUUCUGCACAGGCAGCUCACAACUACUGCAAGUACAUAAAGAAACAGUGCAGGGAAGCUGACACUUACAGGCCUAACCUUUCUCCUUUACUCCCUAUCCUGCCAAGAACAACAAACAGCUCAGCUACUUCUGCUACACCUAAGCAAGGUGGCCAAGAAACCUCCAGAAAGCCAACAAGGUUGAGCCUUGCGAAGAGUGUUGCCGCUGCUGCCUCAGCUGUCAGACGUGUGGCCCCUUCCAAAAUAUCAAAGCCAAAUCAGAGGACUACUCCCACUCCUCAACUGGUUUCUACAACACCAGUUACAUCUCAGUUUGGUGUGGUUGCCCCAUCUCCUAAGACCAGGACCGAAACUGUUACAGCACCACUCAGGACAACAGCGUCACCAACAGCGCGCACAAAACCACCUACUCCAAGUCCUAAAGCUUCGAGUCAGAAAACUUCUAAACCCACAACACCAAAACCCACUCCACAAAAAACCGUCAAACCUUCUAAAAAGACAACUGCAGAAACAGACAAAAAGAAACCUACUACUCCAGCCACUAUCACCAUGAAGCCCCCCAAGACCAAGCAUGAUUCUGUCUUACUUGACCAAGCAGCAGUUUCAAACAAACCACAAUUCACACCAGCCAAGAAAAUACCCCCCAACCCUAAAGUUCCUUCAUCCAAAGCCACUCCGCCCAAAUCCAAAUCAAACUCUGUCAAAGUUGCCACACCGAAACCAACAUCGUCCAAAGUUAGCCCAUCCAAGUCAACAGUUUCGAAAUCUACAAAUGCUAAAACCUCAAAGCCAGCCUCCAAAAAGACGAUCAAACCAACAAAGGAAACUAAAUCUACCAAAGCUUCAGUUACUCCACGACCAACCAAGCCUUCAGACAAAACAGUAACACCACCUGCCACUGAUGGCUUCUUGAGCUGGGAGGUUCCACCAACACAGUUCUCCAUGUUGGAAGGAUCUAAGGGACAAAAAGGAGACGUAGGCCCACCGGGACUACAGGGACCUCCAGGGAAACCAGGUCUUCCAGGCAAGAGGGGUCCUAGGGGCCCUCCUGGUCCCCAUGGGAAUCCUGGCCGACCUGGUCCACCUGGGCUCAAGGGGAAAAAGGGAGACCCCGGCAUGUCGCCUGGACCAGCACCUAAAGGAGAAAAAGGAGACUCGGGAAUCAUCGGCCCCGUUGGACUGCCUGGCCAAGCAGGUCGAGAGGGACAGAAAGGUCACCCUGGCCCACCCGGACUUCCUGGCGAGCCUGGAGAGCAAGGCCCAGUCGGAAGCCCCGGUGCCAAAGGUUAUCCUGGCAGGCAGGGUUUACCAGGGCCUAUAGGACCAGUGGGGCCUAAAGGUGUUCGGGGUUUCAUUGGAAUCCCAGGCCUUUUCGGGCUACCAGGGCCUGAUGGCGAAAGAGGUAUUCCUGGUGAACCAGGGAAGAGGGGCAAGAUGGGUAGGCCGGGGUUUCCAGGGGACUUUGGGGAGAGAGGACCACCUGGACCAGAUGGAGAGCCAGGUGACAUGGGAGCCCCAGGUCCAAACGGAGUUCCUGGACUCAUUGGCGAUAUGGGACCUGUGGGAGAAAUGGGCCUUUCCGGACCUGCUGGACUGAAGGGGGUUCCUGGAAAUCCUGGAGAAGCAGGACUGAAAGGUGAUAAGGGGGAUGUGGGGAUUCCUGGAGAGCAAGGAGAGAUUGGGUACAAAGGAGACAAGGGCAUCCAGGGAGCUCCAGGGAUACCAGGUAUUCGUGGGAAACCAGGACCACAGGGAAAGCCAGGAGAGAAAGGUCCUGAUGGUGCACCUGGACCACCAGGGCCUGAGGGUUUCCCUGGGGACAUGGGACCACCGGGAGAGAACGGCCUUGAAGGACCAAAGGGAAAACCAGGGGCCAGAGGUUUACCGGGGCCACGAGGGGUACCAGGCCUGGAGGGAGAUGAGGGUCCCCUUGGGCCACCAGGACCAUCGGGACUUGAGGGUAGAAUGGGAAGAAAAGGGUUUCCUGGGGUGGUUGGCGCAGAAGGAGUUAAGGGUGAACCCGGUAUCACAGGAAAAGUUGGACUCAUGGGAGAAAGAGGUUUGGUUGGUUUUAUCGGACCUGUGGGAGAGGCAGGACUGGCAGGAGAGAAGGGGGAUAGAGGAGAGAUGGGCCUUCCUGGACCACCUGGAGUAAAAGGAUCAGAGGGUCACCCAGGGACACCAGGGGAAACUGGGCCUGCUGGACCACCAGGAAGACCAGGCUCUGCUGGAUCAACUGGACCAGCUGGUACCAGAGGGCCCAAGGGCCUGCAGGGAGCAAGAGGCCCUGAUGGUCCAAUAGGAGAGGUGGGAUCAGAGGGCAAGAAGGGUCUUGAUGGUCCUCCAGGAAAGAUAGGAUUCCCAGGAUCACAGGGAAAGCUUGGAGAGCCAGGGGAAACUGGAUCUAAAGGUUUUUCUGGAAUUCAAGGACCUUCUGGACCUCCAGGGGACAAGGGAAUAGCUGGCGAGCCGGGACCACCUGGACCACCCGGGACUGUGGGACUGUUAGGAGAAAUUGGUCAAAAGGGUCCUCCAGGAAAAGUUGGUGAACCAGGGCUGCCAGGUGAACCAGGGCAGAAGGGGGCCAUUGGAUCUGCUGGGAACAUCGGAGAACAAGGACUGAUAGGACAGAGGGGAGAACCAGGCCCAGAGGGAGAAGCUGGUCCAGCUGGUCCUGAUGGAGCAAAGGGUGAAAAAGGAGACAUGGGUCAGGAGGGCGACCAAGGUGAAAAAGGUGAAACUGGACUAAAGGGAAAGGAAGGUCCAAAUGGUAGUCCUGGACUCAUUGGUUUUAGGGGCCCAGAGGGGAAGCUAGGUAAAAUUGGAGAACGAGGCAAACCGGGAUCAAAGGGAGCUAAAGGCCAUCUGGGUCACCCUGGAGAGACUGGAACGGCGGGAAAGAUUGGCCCACCAGGACUUGUUGGGCCAAAGGGGUCCAGAGGAACAAUUGGACAUGCGGGAGCUCCGGGUCAAAUGGGUCAGCAGGGGGAGACGGGUCUUCCAGGUUAUGAGGGCCAUCAGGGACAACAAGGGCCUAUAGGGUCACCUGGACCAAAAGGUGAAAAGGGUGAGCAGGGGGAUGAUGGAAAGAAAGAAGGUCCUCCUGGUCCUCAAGGUCUGAUGGGACCUCCUGGUGACAGAGGAGAGAGAGGUGAAUCAGGAGACCCAGGGUACAAAGGCCAAAUUGGUGUGGAUGGAGAACGAGGCAGACCUGGAGCUCCAGGACAACCGGGACACCCUGGACCCCGAGGGCAGCAGGGACUCAAAGGGACCAAAGGGGACCAAGGUCAGAAAGGUAAAAAAGGUCAGUCGGGACAAAAAGGAGCCAGAGGACCAGAGGGUGGAGGUGGUCCCCCUGGUCCCAGAGGUGUGGUGGGCCCAGAGGGACGGGAGGGGGUCCCUGGGUUGGAUGGAGUCCUGGGAAAAGAUGGCAGUAAAGGAAUGCCGGGAGAUCAUGGUGACGAUGGAGAGCCAGGCCUUCCUGGUAAACCUGGUGCACCUGGUAAAACUGGCGUUCCUGGACUCCCAGGAGACCAGGGGGGCUUUGGACCAAAGGGUGAGCAAGGCCUCAAAGGCCAAAGUGGAUCUCCGGGAAAAAGAGGUUUCAAAGGUGGAAUGGGACCACCAGGGCCACAAGGAGACCAAGGACCCAAAGGACAACCAGGUGAUACAGGGGUACCAGGUUUUCCAGGAAUCUUAGGAGCUUUUGGACCAAGG
This is a messenger RNA of Austrofundulus limnaeus, 4791 nucleotides long. RefSeq names its product collagen alpha-1(XXVII) chain A. The record is from RefSeq and is a predicted model, not a curated record. Lineage: Eukaryota; Metazoa; Chordata; Actinopteri; Cyprinodontiformes; Rivulidae. Gene Ontology annotation, biological process: extracellular matrix organization. Gene Ontology annotation, molecular function: extracellular matrix structural constituent conferring tensile strength.